Messenger RNA from Lepus europaeus (European hare), 4304 nucleotides. RefSeq names its product histone acetyltransferase KAT2B-like. The record is from RefSeq and is a predicted model, not a curated record. Gene Ontology annotation, cellular component: nucleus; histone acetyltransferase complex. Gene Ontology annotation, molecular function: histone H3 acetyltransferase activity; protein binding. Gene Ontology annotation, biological process: positive regulation of transcription by RNA polymerase II; chromatin remodeling. Bases 16 to 2472 code for a protein of 818 amino acids. The transcript has a single exon. NCBI's taxonomy places the organism in Eukaryota, Metazoa, Chordata, Mammalia, Lagomorpha, Leporidae.
GUGCUCGGGGGCGGCAUGUCCGAGGCUGGCGGGGCCGGGCCGGGGGCCGGGCCCGGGGCGCUGCCCCCGCAGCCCCCCGCGCCGCCGCCGCCGCCGCCGCCGCCCGCGCCCCCGCAGGGCUCCUCCUGCGGUCCGGCGACGGCUGUGGCUGCGGCGGGCACGGCCGAAGGACCGGGAGGCGGUGGCUCGGCCCGGAUCGCCGUGAAGAAGGCGCAGCUGCGCUCGGCUCCGCGGGCCAAGAAACUGGAGAAACUCGGAGUGUACUCCGCCUGCAAGGCUGAGGAGUCCUGUAAAUGUAAUGGCUGGAAAAACCCCAACCCCUCUCCUACUCCCCCCAGAGCCGAUCUGCAGCAAAUAAUCGUCAGUCUAACGGAGUCCUGUCGGAGCUGUAGCCAUGCCCUAGCUGCUCAUGUUUCCCACCUGGAGAAUGUGUCAGAGGAAGAAAUGAACAGACUCCUGGGAAUAGUGUUGGAUGUGGAGUAUCUCUUCACUUGUGUCCACAAGGAGGAAGAUGCAGAUACCAAGCAAGUGUACUUCUACCUAUUUAAGCUCCUGAGAAAGUCUAUUUUACAAAGAGGAAAGCCUGUGGUUGAAGGCUCCUUGGAGAAGAAACCCCCAUUUGAAAAGCCUAGUAUUGAGCAGGGCGUGAAUAACUUUGUACAGUACAAAUUUAGUCACCUGCCAUCCAAAGAAAGGCAAACAAUAGUCGAGUUGGCCAAAAUGUUCCUAAACCGCAUCAACUAUUGGCAUCUGGAGGCACCAUCUCAACGAAGACUGCGCUCUCCCAAUGACGAUAUUUCUGGAUACAAAGAGAACUACACAAGGUGGCUGUGUUACUGCAAUGUGCCACAGUUCUGUGACAGUCUACCUCGGUAUGAAACCACCCAGGUGUUCGGGAGAACAUUGCUUCGCUCAGUCUUCACCGUUAUGAGGAGACAACUCCUGGAACAAGCAAGACAGGAAAAAGACAAACUGCCUCUUGAGAAACGAACUCUGAUCCUCACUCAUUUCCCAAAAUUUCUAUCCAUGUUAGAAGAAGAAGUUUAUAGUCAAAACUCUCCCAUCUGGGAUCAGGAUUUUCUCUCAGCCUCUUCCAGAAUCAGCCAACUAGGAAUCCAAACAGUUAUCAAUCCGCCUCCUGUGGCCAGGACAGUUUCCUACAAUUCAAACUCAUCUUCCCUUGAGCAGCCGAAUGGAGGGAGUAGCAGUCCUGCCUGCAAAGCUUCUUCUGGGCUAGAGGCAAACCCAGGCGAAAAGAGGAAAAUGAAUGACUCUCAUGUUCUGGAGGAGGCCAAGAAACCCCGAGUCAUGGGGGAUAUUCCAAUGGAAUUAAUCCAUGAGGUGAUGUCCACCAUCACGGACCCCUCAGCAAUGCUUGGACCAGAGACCAAUUUUCUGUCAGCCCAUUCAGCAAGGGAUGAGGCAGCAAGGCUGGAAGAGCGCAGGGGUGUGAUUGAAUUUCACGUGGUUGGAAAUUCCCUGAACCAAAAACCGAACAAGAGGAUCCUGAUGUGGCUGGUCGGCCUGCAGAAUGUGUUCUCCCAUCAGCUGCCCCGAAUGCCAAAAGAGUAUAUCACGCGGCUCGUCUUUGACCCGAAACACAAAACCCUCGCUUUAAUUAAAGAUGGCCGUGUUAUUGGUGGUAUAUGUUUCCGUAUGUUCCCAUCCCAAGGAUUCACAGAGAUUGUUUUCUGUGCUGUAACUUCAAAUGAACAAGUCAAGGGCUAUGGAACACAUCUGAUGAAUCAUUUGAAAGAAUAUCAUAUAAAACAUGACAUCCUGAACUUUCUCACAUAUGCAGAUGAAUAUGCAAUUGGGUACUUUAAGAAACAGGGUUUCUCCAAAGAAAUUAAAAUACCUAAAGCCAAAUAUGUUGGCUACAUUAAGGAUUAUGAAGGAGCCACUUUAAUGGGAUGUGAGCUAAAUCCUCGGAUCCCAUAUACAGAAUUUUCUGUGAUCAUUAAAAAGCAGAAAGAGAUAAUUAAAAAGCUGAUAGAAAGAAAACAGGCCCAGAUUCGGAAAGUUUACCCUGGACUUUCAUGUUUUAAAGAUGGAGUUCGACAAAUUCCUAUAGAAAGCAUUCCUGGAAUUAGAGAGACAGGCUGGAAACCAAGUGGAAAGGAGAAAAGUAAGGAGCCCAAAGACCCUGACCAGCUUUACAGCACGCUGAAGAGCAUCCUUCAGCAGGUGAAGAGCCAUCAAAGCGCUUGGCCCUUCAUGGAACCAGUGAAGAGAACGGAAGCUCCGGGAUAUUAUGAAGUUAUAAGGUUUCCCAUGGAUCUGAAAACCAUGAGUGAACGCCUCAAGAAUAGGUACUACGUAUCUAAGAAAUUAUUCAUGGCAGACUUACAACGAGUCUUUACCCAUUGCAAAGAGUACAACCCCCCUGAGAGUGAAUACUACAAAUGUGCCAAUAUCCUGGAGAAAUUCUUCUUCAGUAAAAUUAAGGAGGCUGGAUUAAUUGACAAGUGAUGUUCCCCCCCUGCUGCUUAGAGAUUCAUCAAGCAGUGUGCCUAAUGCAAGGUGGUUUAGUUGUACAAAGAAUUGGACAAAAUAUGUCGAAGAGACUUGUAAUAAUUAGCACUUUUGAAAAACAAACAAAAAACCUCCUUUUAGCUUUUCAGAUAUGUAUAUAAAUUGACAUAGAACAUUUUUAUUUUAUGGAAUAGAUUUUAAUCUAUUUAGUACUAUUAAUGUAAAUUUUCUAUGGCAUGUCCAUUAGACAACUAUUACAAGAUAAAUGGUCAGGGGUUUCCUCAAAACCUGUAUGUGAGGAAAUUGCACAUUAUCUCAAGAUUUGGGGGAUUCUAGAAAAUUUCAGACCAUGAAUGUUUCCAUGUUUUUCUAAUGGAAUGUGAGAAUUUAUUUUUAUUUUAUUCUGAAGGACUAUAAGGAAGGGAUACGUGAUUUUAAAAAACCCAUAAAAGGUGAAAUACAUUUGAAGUCUCGUUGUAGACUUUAUAUAUAUAUAUAUUUUUAAAACACUCAUCUAAAUGAGGUGCUUUGAGCAGUUCUGAAAAUGCAGCUCCCCAAAAGCAACUGCUUUGAUUUCUAAGGAGGAAAUUUUAAAUAAUGCAACGUUUUAUAAGCAUCUGGAGUUUUGAUAAUUCUGUCUACCUACAACAAACUUGUGAGUUCAUAACCACUAUUUUAAUAAUUGUUUUCUCUACAUAAAUGUUUAAUAUAGCAUUUGACUUUGCUUAUGCAGGCCAUAAGUUCCAAAAGGUAAUUUCCCAGGCCACAAAGGCGUAAAUUUGAAAACACUUAAGAUUUAAUCCACGUAUUUUAAUAGGAAAAAAGUUUAUAGUUUACACAUAUAUCAAUAUGGUGAAUCCUUUUCUAAAAUAAGGAUUUAUUUAUUUGGGAUACACAACACCGUUUAUAAAGUAUACAUGAGGAUUUUUCAUUUUUCAUCUCCCGAUUUUGUUUGUUGUCAGUGGUGAAUUAAAUUCCAACCAAGGUUUUCUGUCAGUAUUUUAAUACCUAUAUUGCUGUAUAGGUCCAAGGUCACAUCCCACUAAAAUCCAUUAUACAACCAACCUUAUUAAACUGUCUUCGAUUUAUUUCCUAAUUACACUACAAAGAAAAGUGGGACUUCUGCCAUCCCAAGUCUGGGAAAAUCAACUAAUAUACAACCAUAGAAAUGAAGGCCAUCCUGGUGGUCUCGACACUAAUUUUUAUGAUGCAAAUUUAUAAACUCGUUUUUUGUAAAGGAUGGAAUUUUAAAAGUGUGUUUAUCUUGAUUUUUCUAUCAGCAUAAAUAAAUUAAAAUGAUCAGUAACAGUCGUUAAAAACCAUUGCCAGUGAUAGUCUGUGUGAAGGGAAAAACCCUGCAAAUGGCUAUUAAGUUGAAAGUGUUGUUUUUGAUACAAAUGAGAUAUUCAGAAUGCUCACAUGGAAAAAUGCCUCAUCUUUUUUAAGUAUAAGAAACUACCUUCAGUGGUGUCUAGAUUUCUAUGAAGAAUGAUGAUACAGUUUGGAUUAAGUUAUUUUGGACUGGUUUUAACAGUGCUUUGUAUCAGAUCUGCCAAAGCAUCUGUCCAGCUUGGUAUCCUGUGAAAGUUUGUUAUUUUCUUGGUAGACAUUCUUAUAGAGUAUUGUCUUUAAAAUGAGAUUGUCUCUUCUAUAUUGAAAGCAUUUUUAUGUUUUCUAAUUUAAAAAUUAAUAUUUUCUUAUAGAUAUUGUGCAAUAAAGCUGAAGUAGAAUGUGUGGUUUUGCAAAUGCUUUAACAGCUGAUAAAAUUUUACAUUUGUAAAAUUAAUAUAUUGUACUGGUACAAAAUAGUUUUAAAUUAUAUUUUAAAA